Messenger RNA from Histoplasma capsulatum G186AR, 444 nucleotides. RefSeq lists its product as uncharacterized. Lineage: Eukaryota; Fungi; Ascomycota; Eurotiomycetes; Onygenales; Ajellomycetaceae. The coding region runs from base 1 to 444 and encodes 147 amino acids. The record is from RefSeq and is a predicted model, not a curated record. The transcript has a single exon.
AUGCCUUCAACCGCCGGGCUGAACGUAGCCAUCUACGAGGAUCGCGGCAUAUACAAGCACUGGCUCCUCUUCAUCGACGGGCCCACGGAGGCGGAAAAGUUCAUUCUUCAGACCAUGAGCUGCUCGGGCAACUACCGAUUUGAGCUGGAAAACCUAGACGCUCAUAAACUGCUGAACCUCUCGGAAAUGGUCCAUCUGUGCGACGUGGAUACAUCAGAGAUCAGGGCCAUUACGGACGUGGCCAGGGCUGCGGUUGUGCAUAAUAAAUAUCCCGGAUAUAAAUGCCAGGACUACGUUCUUGAUCUCCUGGACGGCUUGGAGGAGAAAAAUAUUAUCGAUGGUGAUGACGCGGGUUAUAAGAAAAGCAAGGAGGUUGUCAAAAGCAAGCAGGAAGGGUUGGCAUGGAUGAAUGGGAGGCGGCGGCCGGUGGCUGGUGGAACAUGA